AUGUCGCAAGCGGAAGAAGCGAAAGGUGGGGACGCACCCCAAACUGUUUCUCCGAGUGCGCUGACAGUGAAGCCUGAGUGGUUGUCCUUGAUUUUAUCCGGCUGCAAGACCUGGGAGCUGCGGUCCAAGCCUUGCAGAAAAGAUCCGAAAGCCUUUGUGGCGCUUCUAGGCAGUGGCACCAGCACCGUCUGGGGCUUUUGCCAGAUCGAUGGAAGCAGCAGCCGCUGGCGGAGUCUUCGGCAGCUUCAGUCGGCCUCUGCCCGUUCCAAGCAUCAAGUUUCUGAAAAAGAGCUCCAGCACUACCUCGGCAAGGCCCGGAAGGCCCAGAAGGCUGAGGCUCAGGUCGGUGCCUACGCCUGGCGCUUGCGCCGCCCCCGCGUCUUGGUGCGGCCUUUGUGGGUCCGGCGGAUGCGGAGCAGCAUGAGCUGGCUGCGCCUCGAUGCUUCGGCGCUGGCGGAGCUCCAGAAGCGCCACAGCUACGAAGGUUCGCCCUGUCUCCAUGCAGCCCUGUUGCGAGAGAUGCGGCACUUGGCGCGACAAGGGCGACCAGCGCACGACGAGGGAGCUCCCUUCGAAGCGGCUCCGGUUUCGAGCGAGGGGGCGCAUGCUGCAGCAACAGAAAGCCUCACAGCUCGGUUGAUUCGCAAGGCGGGAGCCUUCCACGGGAAGUCUUUGCUUGAGAGGGCGAAGCGCGUCGCUUCGCUCGCUUCGCUCGCCACGAAAGCGGCGGAGGCGGCGGAGAUCGGAGAGGGAGAACGCCUCAAACAAGAAAGGCGGCUCCAAAGUUUCCUGGAGAGCAGCCUGGCCUGGCACCUCUAUGCCCCGCCGCGGCACGACGCUUCCGCUCCGCUGGCCCGGCGGCUGCUCUGCGGAAUCCUCGCCGUCUACGAAUCCUCGACCUCCCUGCAGAUCACACUCUCGUCGGAGAUGCGUGAUGCUCUGAGCCUCCUGGAAGGCGAGGGCGGCGAGGGCGGCGAGUGCGAGGACGAGGAGCUCCGGCUCCAGAAGGUGUAUACUGGUAGGGCGCGUGUGAGAGUCGUGCGCUGGAUCCCUGGGUCCUUCGAGUCGCCGAUGCUGUGUGUCCGUGGUGCGACGAGCAACUUCAGUGCGAGCCGAGAGCAGGAGCCGGAGGCGGCGGAGGCGCAGCAGGACUGGCGUCAAAGCAUCCCCGGCGAUUCGGUGGUGGCGCUCAUCGAGUCCCGCGCCCGCGAGAUUGGCUUUGCUGCCAUACACCGACGGUCGAUGGAAUUCCAUAUCACGCAGUUUUCCGACACGGCCUCCUACAACCGGGCACUCUCGCAAUGCCUCGUGCUGGAGCCUGCCUGCGUCUUGGUCAGCCGGAGCGCGCGGGGCACUUCGCUCCUGAAGCUCUUGGAGCAGGCCUUGAAGGCCACCGGGACCCAGCUGAGCUUCCUGGAGCGCCGGCACUUCGACGAGACGGAGGGCCAGGCCCUGCUGGAGGAGGCCAGCGUCACUGGCCUGCAGCAUGCGGAUUUCGCGGAGAAGUUUGUGGCGGCAGCCGCCUUGACGGCACUUUGGCACUUUGUGGAAGCCUCUGCAGAUGUGCGACUGCAAGGAUCCGCAGUGAAGGUCACCUUCCGCGCAGCCAGCCAGACGAUGGCCAUCGACGCGUCCUCGGCGCGCCUGCUGGAGCUUGUGCGUGGCCUCCGCGAGCCUGGGAAGUGCUUGCUUGGGCUUUUCAGCUGCCGCACGGCUGGCGGCUUGCAGCUGCUCCGGCAGUCUUUGCUCCAACCCUCCGUGCAGCUGAAAGAGAUCCAGGCCAGGCAGGCAGCGGUGGAGGCUUUUCUCAGAGACGAGGCGCUCUUCUUCCAGACGCAGCAGCUCUUGCCAGCACUCGGAGACAUGGAUGUGCUCUUGGCGCGGCUCACGGGAGAGCCAGGCCGUCAGGGCAGCCAUGGCAUCGAGUGGUGUAAGGUGACCGUGCGCACGGCGCUCCGCUUACGCAACGUCUUUGCCGCCCUUCCCCUGCUCGCAGAUCUGCUGAAGUCGGCGCCGGAGGAAGGCCUCCUGGCAGAGGCGCGGCAACUGCUUUGCCAUCGCCGGUUCGGCGAGCUCCGGAAGGAGCUGGAGCGCGUGCUGGAGUCGAACGACGGAGCGGGAGCCCGGGGCUCGGCUGGCCGCUCUAGAGGCUCCUUGGCGCACUGCGCCUUGAUGUGCGCGGUGAGAGCGAAUGCCAGCGCCCUGCUGGAUGUGGCAAGGUCUGCCUGGAGCGAGUCCAUGCAGGCGAUCCAGCACGCGCACCGCGCCUUGGCCCUGCAGUACCCGGAGCUGCAGCUGCGCCUCGAGUUCGCCGAGAAGCGAGGUUGGUUUCUUUCCCACACGGCGCACGGGGUGAUUCCCAGCGAAUUCUUUCACACCAGCCUGAAGGGGACGAGCGCGCGCUUGGCAUCCACGACCAAAGAGCUCAGAUCGGAGAAUUUCAAGCUGCGCCAAGCGGAAGCAGAGAUCUUGAAGCGCACGGUGGAGGUCCUUGCUGGCCUGCUCCAGGAGCUCCGAAGUGAGGCCACGCUGCUGCACGGGGCCGCACAGGCAGUGGCGGUCCUGGACCUCCUCGCAGCCUUCGCCGGCUACGCUCUCUCCUCCAGCUGCGUUCGGCCGGAGAUCUCGGACUCUCUGGAGGCCCCCAUGGCCGUCAAGGAGGGCCGCCACCCUUUGCUGGACCGCUUGGGAAGCUUUGAGCCUGUGGACUUCUUCGUGGAUGGAACCUGCCACUUCCAGACCAUCACAGGACACAAUGGAGGAGGAAAAUCCACAUACCUGGCGACGAUGGCGCAAUUAGUCAUCUUAGCGCACACCGGGUCCUUCGUCCCGGCGGGCUAUGCAAGUUUCCGGCUGGUAACCUCGCUGUUCACGCGGAUGGGCACCAGCGACUCCAUCGAAGCCAGCGCGUCAUCCUUCCUGGUGGAGAUGAAGGAAGCUUCGCACAUUUUGAAGAACAUCACUUCCCAGAGCUUGGUGCUUGUGGAUGAGCUCGGCAGAGGAACCGCUCACGCCGAUGGCCUUGCGAUUUGCGUGGCCGUGUGCGAGAGGCUGCUGGACCUGAAGGUCUACACCUUCUUUGCAACGCACUUCUUCGAGAUCUGCUGGAUGUCCGCAAAGUGGCAGGGCUUCCGCAGCAUGCAUCUUCAGCUCCUGGAGGGAGGGGGAAGGAAGGCGAGCUUCUUCGUCCAACGUGUGACGUCCAUGAAAGCCCUCUCGGAGAAGGCGGAGGAGAGCUACGGCCUGCGAGCAGCGGAGGAGCUGCUUCCCGCGGCCCUGCUCCGGCGUGGACGAGAGAUGCAAGAGCAAUCCAUGCUGCAGCUGCAAGGUGCCGAGCCCGCCGCGCAUCAGGAGGGUGAGAGGGUGCGGGCGGUGCGGGUGCGGGUGCGGCAGCUCCUCGCUCUGGCACGAGGCUCCUUGGCGCCGAGCAGUCUGCGAGAGGUGCUUAGGCAGCUGCAGAGUGAAGUUUGA
Molecule: messenger RNA, 3471 nt
Organism: Symbiodinium sp. CCMP2592
Lineage: Eukaryota; Dinophyceae; Suessiales; Symbiodiniaceae
Source: the annotation of a GenBank genome assembly